This is a messenger RNA of Pyrenophora tritici-repentis Pt-1C-BFP, 429 nucleotides long. NCBI's taxonomy places the organism in Eukaryota, Fungi, Ascomycota, Dothideomycetes, Pleosporales, Pleosporaceae. The record is from RefSeq and is a predicted model, not a curated record.
AUGAACACCAAUAAAGGUGUUAAUGGUGAAGAUAGCUACGGCUGGGCCACCCUAAUCGUCGCAGGCGGCGGCGCCUACUUCUUCGCCAAACGCAGCAUCAACGCCGACCGAGCCGCAAAAGCAGAAGCCGACCGUCAAAAACGCAUUCGUAUCUACCAACUCGAGCAUGGCAUGCAGGAAUCCGCGCCGGUGACUACGCCGUUGAAUCCGACGGCACGGGCGGGGUCGACGCAGGCGGCGCCAAAUAGUGUGACAAGAGGUAUUGGGGGUGGGAUGGGACAGGCUGAGGGCAAUCCGAGUAUACAGGCGAGUCAGGAUCCGGCGCCUACGAGACAUGCGCCGGAGAGUGAGGGACAGAGGGUGGGCGAGAAGAGCAAGUAUGAGGCUAAUGAGGUAUAUCGGAGUCGGAAGGGGGAUCGAUUUUCGUAG